AUGGACAAACAAAACGGACUAUUUCGGCAUUUAACUCUUAUCCUUGUUAUCAUCUAUUGGUGGUAAUCUACAGACACCUAGAAUCCAGUUCCUACCUUCUCUGGUAUCAAUCGUCAUCAACAGGGCGUUGCUCUAACCCCAUGUGCCCAAUUGUUCUAAUGUCCUACAGAUUAGGGUUAACUUGAUUUUGGAUUCGCACGACGAUUUUGAGUGGAAGUUGAUAAAGUAGACUUUGGAUUAUACGUCAGUUGCAGGCUUCCUCAAGGUAAUCAUUGGUGACUUCGGUGUACAAGGAGGACGGAUUAUAGUCGCUCAAUAUCUCAAUGUCUCAACUUAAGCUUUCAUCAUGGGUAUCUUCAGAUCAACCAUUUCAUAACCCUAAUCAUCUAUUCAUUCAACGUCGUUCAAAGUUAUUUCAAUCCGACAUCUCUCAUCCUUCAAAGUUAUCAAAUUUCCGAACAAUCAACUGCAGUCUUCGUGGACUCCGUCAACGUAUUGCCUCCGUGACUAACACACAGAAAAUCACAGAAGCAAUGAAACUUGUAGCAGCAGCAAAAGUCAGGCGCGCCCAAGAAGCCGUAGUUAAUUCCCGACCGUUCUCCGAAUCCCUUAUCGACGUUCUUUACAGCAUCAACCAACAGGCACAGUUAGAAGACAUUGACACACCUUUGACCAACGUUAGACCUGUCAAAAAAGUCGCCCUUGUUGUAAUAACAGGAGAACGCGGUCUGUGUGGUGGGUUUAACAAGUUUGUUCUUCGAAAAGCCGAAGCCCGGAUCGCCGAAUUGAAGAGUCUUGGUCUGGAUUACACUAUUAUUAGUGUCGGAAAAAAGGGUAAUUCGUAUUUUGUAAAAAGACCUUCAGUUUCGGUUGAUAGGUUUAUCGAAGGCGAGGGGUUUCCGACUGCAAAAGACUCGCAAGUGAUUGCCGAUGAAGUGUUUUCGUUGUUCGUAAGUGAAGAAGUCGAUAAAGUCGAGCUUUUGUACACAAAGUUCGUGUCUUUGAUCAAAUCGAAUCCCGUAAUUCAUACAUUGCUUCCGUUGUCUGCUAAAGGGGAGAUUCGUGAUGAAAAUGGUAACUCUGUUGAUGCAAGUGAAGAUGAGUUCUUUAGGUUGACUUCAAAAGAGGGAAAACUGGCUGUUGAGAGGGAUAAAUCAGUGGGUACGAGUGAAGGGUUUUUGCCGAAUAUGGAGUUUGAACAAGACCCUGCUCAGAUUCUUGAUGCGUUGAUGCCGCUUUAUAUGAAUAAUCAAAUUUUGAGGGCGUUACAGGAGUCGUUAGCUAGCGAGCUUGCUGCUAGGAUGAAUGCAAUGAGUAACGCUACUGAUAAUGCAAUUGAUUUGAAGAAGAGUCUUUCGACUGUUUAUAACCGUGAACGACAAUCUAAGAUUACUAAUGAUAUACUGGAGAUCGUUGCUGGAGCCGAAGCACUUUUAUAUAGCUAAGUUGGUCUGUUGUUGGACUCCAUAUUGAACUUGGGUAGAGAGGUUAUUGGUUAUUGAAAUUAGAAAUGAGGUUUUUGAUGGUCUUUUGCUUCUUAAAAUGUUGUAUUAUUGAUUUCAUUACAAUGACACCUGUUUUUCUUCAUUCAAUUGCUUAAUAGAAUAAAUAUUGGAUUUUAAAA
Messenger RNA from Helianthus annuus (common sunflower), 1624 nucleotides. Its product is annotated as ATP synthase gamma chain, chloroplastic. The coding region runs from base 324 to 1445 and encodes 373 amino acids. Gene Ontology annotation, cellular component: chloroplast thylakoid membrane. The record is from RefSeq and is a predicted model, not a curated record. Gene Ontology annotation, biological process: proton motive force-driven ATP synthesis. Gene Ontology annotation, molecular function: proton-transporting ATP synthase activity, rotational mechanism. The transcript is spliced from 2 exons. Lineage: Eukaryota; Viridiplantae; Streptophyta; Magnoliopsida; Asterales; Asteraceae.